CUAGCGCUGUUCGAGUCUGAACGCAAACCAUCGAAUUUCAACGAACAAGCAGGUAAAAAGCCUAGAGAAAUGGCUUCUGGUCAAAAUUUAGGAACGGAAGACGUAACAGUUGACCGCUUCUCUUGGUUUUCAGAACAUCCUAAGUACCAUGAAAUGCUGUCAUGGGGAUUUGAAGACUCGUCACAAAUAAUUUCAACACUUCUGGUCUACUUGGAUCUGUGUGAAGGCAAGAACUGGUGGCACAUGGAGAUUCAUCCCUGUUGGCCUCUACACAUGGCCUACAUCACAGGCAGAGCCUUCAAGAAGGAUGACAUCACAGCAGUCUUACCUCUGCAAGCCAAGGCUACUCUAUCACCAUCAAGCUUGAGAACUUUCCUUACAACCCUUGAUCCUGAGCAUUCCAGUCUCCAGAGCUCCUUCAAGACUCCCUCAAAGGCAGUCAUCCCAGAAGAGCAUCGAGCCAAGAGGGCAAUCACUCUGGCCAUCACUGAUUCCGAUUCAACCAUAGUCUACUAUAAGAUCAGCGACGGCCUGGUGCCUCCGGAUAGUGGUCCUAAGAUUCCUACAGAGGACGGGAGUGAUGAUGGGGGCAAGGAGGAGGGAAGGGGUAAGGGAAGGGGAAGGGGUAAAGGGAGGGGGAAGGGUGUGAAGAGAAAGGCUGGUCAUGGUGCAGUAAGCUGAACAAAAAGUACUUUAAAAAGAAUGUUGGAAGCUUCUCAAAGCAACACUGAAGGUAUGCCAGGUGACCAGCCAAAGGCUGGGAUAUUGUGCACUCACGAUCACGCACAAAAAGCGAUGAGCUAAAGGUAGUAUUCAGUACUCAUUUAUUGUGUGAAAUCAAAAUGUGCAUUGAUGUGAUCAGUACACAUCUAUGGUUGAGGAUGUUGCCAUAAGAGGAAAUGAGCAAGGAGAGUGUGCAGUACUCUGUUCGGAUAUGGAAGAUGGGAAGAACGCAUGAGAUGCAUAUUCAUGAAAGUUUAUGCAUAUUCAUUCAGUUUAUGCAUUUUCAUGCAGUUUAUGCAUUUUUAUGCAAGUUUAUAUAUUCAUGCAAGUUUAUGCAUAUUAACGUUAGUUUAUGCAUAUUUUCACAUCAAUUGUAAUUAUUUUUCUCUCAAUGUAGUGCAAUUAUUAUUUUUAAAUUUUUUUUUAAAAAUUGUGCCAGAGGCAUUACGUUUUCAGGUUGUCCGUCCAUUUGUCCCUUGACCUAAAUAUCCCAAAAUCUAAUUGGUUUGUUUCCCUUUUGUGAUACAUACAAUGAACCAGUACAAGUUUGAAUUUUUCAUGCAAAUGGUUAUUGGAAUAUAGCAGUGAUGGUGUUUAAGUAAACUAGAAAUGAUAAUGAUAGUAAUAGUAACGUUCAGAUAGCACUUACUACUGAUGUUUCAAAGCGCUAAUCCACUCAAUGAAACUGAUAUUGCAUGAUACAUCAUAAUGCACACCUAUUCUCAGGUUGUGCAUAUCAAAGGUCAUCUCUCUUUUUAUGCAUGUUUAGAAAAGAUGCAUAUUAAAAUGAUCAGAGUUCUGUUGUCCUUUUGACCUAAUCCAAGUGUGAAUACACAGUAAAAGAAAAUAAAUCUGAUGUAUCAUAUAUAUAUAUAUAUAUAUAUAUACUUAGUUUAUUGUUUGAGGGAGGUAAGCUUAGCCAUUAUGUCACAUCCAUUCCCUUUUCCUGGUUUAUAUUGGAUCUGAUGCGAUCUUGGAAGCAUUCUUUACAAUCUCUCUUUGGUGUUCCAUGCGAAGAUUAAGUAAAGAUUGGUACGAGGCUUUUCCAUUGUAAUAAUCUUUCCUUAGAUAUAUAUAUUGUUGGAAUCUUAAUUCACACUAUAGCCAGACACUCUGUCUUGCUCAGUUUUUGACAAGGCUCUUGACACAAAUGCCGAGACGCAAGGAUGACAUGGUGUCCGUGUUAGGCGAUCAAGAUUUUUCUUUGAAAGAUCUUCCACUAUCACAAUACCAGAACCUUUCAUUACACAAAAUAAAAUCAAGAUAGAUUUAGUCUUUGAUCUGAGCCAUAAUAGAAACUAUUAAUUAUACUAGUUUCUCACUGGUUUGCUGAAUGUGUCUUUUCUCUUUGAAGAAGUUUUCUUUCAUCGUUAUUGUCAAAUUAUGCCACUUCUUCUUUAUCUCCUCGACAUCCUCUUCACUAAUGGGUUUUCGGGCAUUUAUCUUUUCUGUGAUUGCCUCCCAUGUCCUCUCCUUCAGCUUCGCUGUGACUCCCAAUCCGAAUUUUGGCUUCAAAAUGCUCUCCCUACUCUUGAAUUCCUCUACCAGGAGUAACUUCUCUGAAUGCCUAAAAUUGGCCUUCCUGUGAUUCAUUUUUUCUUUCAUAAUUGCGCAGUCUUGUCAAUCAAUUGAGAUAGCUGGUAAAGUGGUAGAGCAUGCAUAUGCCCGAGGUAAUUUCCUGCCGUGCGAUUUUCCCAACUCCCAAAUUUCCAUAGAAAAAAAGUUGGCGGACUCACUUGAAAUAUUAUGACGUCACAAGAGCUCUUUUUGAUUGACUAACCUCCUCAGCAUAAGUCAGUUCAUCUGUUGCAUCAAUGGAAUUGGGUAUGUGUUGGAUAGCGGUGGUUUUGUAAUCUCCACAAAUGUGGAUCGACCUAUCUCUUUUCACUACCGUAUUCAUAAAGGAGUUCAUUCCCUGCUUCGAUAUCUUUUGACACAAAUAGACAUAGGAGAUGGAUACCUCCGUCUUC
Messenger RNA from Strongylocentrotus purpuratus (purple sea urchin), 2693 nucleotides. It is a transcript of the gene tsen15, whose product is annotated as tRNA-splicing endonuclease subunit Sen15. Gene Ontology annotation, biological process: tRNA splicing, via endonucleolytic cleavage and ligation. The coding region runs from base 70 to 681 and encodes 203 amino acids. Lineage: Eukaryota; Metazoa; Echinodermata; Echinoidea; Camarodonta; Strongylocentrotidae. The transcript is spliced from 4 exons. Gene Ontology annotation, molecular function: nucleic acid binding. The record is from RefSeq and is a predicted model, not a curated record.